AUGUUUUGCUUUGCUUUGGUCGCGCUCUCUAUCUCUCUCUCUGCCCCCCUAAAUUUCUCUCGUCUUCCCAGAUGAGUUCCAUCUACUUCAGAGUUGACGAUGCUCUCUAGUCUCUGCCCGAUCGUUCUGAUGAUGAAUCCAAGAGGUAGAAUUUGAUUGAUCUCCAGUUUUCUCCAGCAGAUCCAUUCUUCUCUGCUCCCUCUGUUCAAUGACUACUACUACAAGAGCCAAAGAGCCCGCCUCCUCCUCUUUCGCUUCUCGGACCAGCGGCAGCUAUGACGUGUUCUUGAGCUUCAGAGGCGAGGACACUCGCUGGACCUUCGCCGACCACCUGUAUACGGCUCUUAGGAACGCCGGAUUUCGCACCUUCAGAGACGAUGAUGAAAUCCAAAGAGGAGAAAACAUCAACGUUGAGCUGCAAAGGGCAAUCGAAGAGUCGAGGGUUUCAAUUGUUGUCUUGUCCAGAAACUACGCGUCUUCAACCUGGUGCCUCGAUGAGCUUGAGAUGAUCCUCGGAAGACGACGGAGGAGGGACUCUGGGCACGUGGUUCUGCCGGUGUUCUACGGCGUGGAUUCGUCAGAGGUCAGGAAACAAAAGGGAGUUUAUGCGGAGGCAUUUGCGAGGCAUGAAGAGCGAUUCAAGUUCGACGUGGGAGAGGGUGAAGCAGCAAAGGGGUGGAAGGAGAAAUUGAAGGGGUAGAGGGAAGCGCUAGGGGAAGUUGCUGGUUUAGCAGGAAUGCCAGAUGGAGUUGAUAGGUAUGAGUCAAAGCUUAUCCAAAAAAUUAUCAAGGAAGUUGAAGACAAGCUAAGCCGGCCAAGAGUUUUGAAUGUUGCCCCUUACCCCAUUGGACUACAUUCCCGUGCCGAAAGCAUUAAUUUGUGGUUACAAGAUGGAGGGGUUG
Diospyros lotus (date-plum) is the source of this 902-nucleotide messenger RNA. RefSeq names its product disease resistance protein RPV1-like. Lineage: Eukaryota; Viridiplantae; Streptophyta; Magnoliopsida; Ericales; Ebenaceae. Bases 209 to 700 code for a protein of 163 amino acids. Gene Ontology annotation, biological process: signal transduction. The transcript has 2 exons. The record is from RefSeq and is a predicted model, not a curated record.